CGGCAUAUUAACGAUCAGUGCCAUAGAGGAGAAGAGUCCACAACCGCAAAACCACAUCUAACACUUUGUAGACAGAAUGUUGAGAAGACUACGCUCAGUUAGUGUAAGCAGUUCGGCGUAAGCGUACAUAAAUUAUUUAGUUAUUUAAUAAUUGAAAAUAAUUUCCAAAACAGUCCGUCCGACAUACAAGUCAAGGGCAAUGCAGCACAAGCGUCGCGACAUUUAAUGGGGAAUAGUUGAAAACAAAAAUAAAACAUUAAACAUUAAACAAAUAAUCUAAGCGCAUUUAUAAGCUUGGAACGCUUAUCAUGUAUUGAAAAAAUAUACAGAUUUUCUUAUGAAAAUAUAAUAAAAAGAAAUUAAAGCAAUUUUCGAUCAGUUUAUAUGCAAGAUUUAAAGUUCACAAAAUAAUAAUAAAAAACGGAUCCGUGUGUGUGUAGUGGAAAACGCAAAAUAAUCGAUAAUCGAUUGUUUAAAAAUAAUAAAGCCCGAUACGCAUGACUCUAAAGGAUUUGGAAGAAUUACUCGUAGCAAGUGAACUAGCAGCAUACGGCGGCGGAGCCAGCAAAAUGAUGUCCAGAACUUUCAGAUACGUCAAAUUGGUUUAUAUUGUGGCGGGGAUUUUAAUGAGCAAUGAAAAAGUUUGCGAAUCCGUUGAUAAAAUGCAAAUUACGCCACGUGUCGAAGUCAAAGAGAUACUCCAGCCGAAGAAUGUCUAUAAAGGUGUCGAGAAGGCCUCAAAAAAUUGGUUUCGCAGUUCCUAUUGUUACAUAGUUAACGGUAUUAAACGACGAAUAACGCCACUGUUGAGUAUUUUCAAUAUUUGGACCAUACCCAAGUACUUGUUGGACUAUUCAGCGAACGUAAUUAGUAAGCAAUUCAUUGGCAGCGAUUGUGAUUUGAUUUAUAAUGCAUAAAUCAGCAAAUAAAAUAAUUAGCAUUUAAUUAAAUUGAGUCAAGUGGAAAACAAUUUGAACGCCACGGGCAACAACGAAACGAACGGAUUGGCUAACACGGCUGCAUGACGACUCGGCCAAAGAAUAUAUGAACAAAAGCAUAAGAUCUACAUGAAAAUAUAACUUCUACCGGCCAAGAAUAUGGUCUGAAAAAACCCAAAACCAAUGAAACAGAAAAAUUAUCUGAAAAAGCAGCUAUGAAAAUAUUAAGUCUACUCAAAUUUGGCCCACGAUUGUCGAAAAUGUCGAUAAAAUAGUGGAAGGCGUCAAGUCUAACCAUCACGCGUGCAGCGUUUCGAUUGCUCAAGAGCUAAACAAUGCACAAAAUAAACAAUUUAGAACCACUUCAAAAAGGCUGGAUAUAUGGUUGCCACAUAAGUUAAAGAGAAAAUUACUCAUGGACAGACUUUCCAUUUGGGAAUCACUGCUGAUUGGUAACAAAAUCGACCCACUUGGGAAUUGUAUUUCAUCAGAACAGGCGAAUGAUUUGGGUGGUGAAGAAUCGGCCUUAACAGAAACAUUUGAAAAUGGAGUAUACCAAUAUUAUGCCGUGAGGACAAGGGUUUCUAUAAGAGAGGCAUAAUGACACUACCUUCAAAAUGACAAAAAGUUAUCGUGCAACUGACUACACGGCCACCCUCGCAGAUAACGAUGUUUUGACAGCUCGUAGCCUGUGGCCGGUGGCGUUCAUUCGGUUUUCAACUUAAAACAAUUAGCUUAGUUAAGAUAACUAAAUAUAGACCUAUAGAGGUGAACAUGCUCAUUUUAGUUUUAAAUAAUAAAAUUAUUGUGUAAUUUUAAAUGGAAAAUAUUAAUCAAACAAACCACUAUUGCUUCUCAUAUUUUAUAAGUUUUUUUUUUUUUUUGUUUAACAUUCAAACAC
Molecule: messenger RNA, 1839 nt
Organism: Ceratitis capitata (Mediterranean fruit fly)
Lineage: Eukaryota; Metazoa; Arthropoda; Insecta; Diptera; Tephritidae
Exons: 2
Coding region: 498-917 (139 amino acids)
Source: RefSeq, a predicted model, not a curated record